AUGACGGUGGCGGUGGCGGUGGCUGUCCUGCUCAGGCAGGUGGUCAGGGAGCACGGUCCCGAGGGUGAUGCCCACAGCACAGCCUGGGGGGGGGGGGCAGAGGGCGUCCUGGCCACAGGGAGCUCAUCCCUGCCUGCCGAGGUGCGUGGACCCUGGGAUUGCGCACCUGCCCGGGGCUUCGGCCUCCUGGGCUUGCAGCCGUCGGGGGUCGCCCGUCGGGGUCGUUCCGAGCCGGAGGGGGAGCGCGUGGCCUCGGAGAAGCCCCCGCGAGGUCGCGCCCCCGCCCUGGGCGCGAGCUGGACCCCGUUUGCCGGGCUCCGGCCCCGCCCCUGCGCAGCCAACGGCGCAGCCCGCCCCGCCCGCAGCCCCGCGCGCACCCGCACCCACUCGCGCCGCAGGUGCCGCGCACUGCGGGGACCCUCAGAGGGAGAGUCGGCCCGGGAGCGCGGGGAGGGCCCGGGGUGCUAUGAGGGGUGCCGGGUGCGGGUCCCACUGCUGUGGACACGAAGCUAUUGCAAUUGCGGGGGCCCCAAGGAGGGAUGUCCCCGAGGAAGGACUGAGAUUGUCCGAGGAGCAAAGGCAGACCCUGGACGGCGGGAGUGGCUGCGAGUGAGGGGUCCGCAGCCUCACAGUUGUGCACAAGCGUCAGCCAUGCCAGCCGUCUGCGCCGUGUUCGUGGUUAUAUAGAAUUCUGCUGAGCAGGAACCAACCUUCCCGAUUUACGGAGGAGGCCACCGAGGCUCAGAGAAGAUCCCGGCUGCGAGGCCCCGUGGUUAACAAGCAGGAAACAGCCUUCCCUGUUCUGGAGCCCGGGGAACCUCCCUCGUCCCCGCUGAUGGCAUUUACUCGCUGCUGCACCGACACUUAGUGGGCGCGUCUCCUUAGCAAGCAGGAGCUUCUUGAAGAGAUGAGCAUGUUAGCAAACCAUCAUAAAGUACACCGUUGCAUUUGUUAUUUAACUUUCAUACGCCUCGAAACAACCCUCUCCACUAACUCACGGGAUGGGUCUGAAGCAAAAAUUGACAAGGGAAGUAUGAGCCCGUAGCUGAGCACGUGGAUUCUGCAGCUUGACUUUUGAGGCCCAAACCCUGGUUCUGUCACCUCCUUGCUCUGUGAUCUUAGGUAGCUUAGCAUCUCUCUGCCUUUGUUUCUCUAUCUGUAAAAUGGGCUUAAUCAUAGUACUUACUUGCAAGGCUGUGUGAGGAUUAAUUGAGUCAAUAUUGAUAAAACAUUCAGAAACUGGCAUCA
This is a messenger RNA of Canis lupus familiaris (dog), 1248 nucleotides long. RefSeq lists its product as uncharacterized. Bases 1 to 687 code for a protein of 228 amino acids. NCBI's taxonomy places the organism in Eukaryota, Metazoa, Chordata, Mammalia, Carnivora, Canidae. The transcript is spliced from 3 exons. The record is from RefSeq and is a predicted model, not a curated record.